GGAGGAGAGCGAAGGCUUAGAGAUAGUCUUGUUUUCCCAGGAGCCAGCCCGGAUCAUUUGUUGGCAGUACAUAUUGGCUGAAGUCAGUUUUCAUUUCAAGAUGCUUUCUUCCAAUGGGCUUUUGAUAUAGGAUGUUGGAGAACCAAGAGCAGGAGGAGGUGAUCACUGUGCGUGUUCAGGACCCCCGUGUGCAGAAUGAGGGAUCCUGGAAUUCUUAUGUGGAUUACAAGAUAUUCCUCCAUACCAACAGCAAGGCCUUUACUGCCAAGACUUCCUGUGUGCGUCGCCGCUACCGUGAGUUCGUGUGGCUAAGAAAACAGCUACAGAGAAAUGCUGGUUUAGUGCCAGUACCUGAACUUCCGGGCAAGUCUACCUUUUUUGGCAGCUCAGAUGAGUUCAUUGAGAAGCGACGGCAAGGUCUGCAGCACUUCCUCGAGCAGGUUCUGCAGAGUGUGGUCCUCCUGUCUGACAGCCAGUUGCACCUCUUCCUGCAAAGUCAGCUUUCGGUGCCUGAGAUAGAAGCCUGUGUCCAGGGCCGGAGUCCUAUGACUGUUUCAGAUGCCAUUCUUCGCUAUGCUAUAUCUAACUGUGGCUGGGUCCAGGAAGAAAGACAGGGCUCCUCUCACCUGGCUAAAGGAGACCAGCCCAAAAGUUGUUGCUUUCCUUCAAGAUCAGGCAGGAGGAGUUCUCUCACACCACCUCCUGGGGAAGAAAAGGACCAUUUUGCAGUGUGGGCGCCUAGUGUUGAUGCUGAUGCUUCUUCCUUGGAAAACCCUCCUCUCCCACCCCCUUCCUCACCAUCACAUUGUGAUUUUGUAAAACUUGAUGGAGAAACCUCUACUUCUCAGCCUGUGAGGAGGGCCAUGGGUGGGGACUAUGCUGUGCCUUUGGACCCUGAUCAGUUAGAAACAAUUUUGGAAAAGUGAGCUCUUGGUUCUGUUCAGAGGUGGACAGAGAAGAUGCAGCUAAAGAAAUUGGUCCAGGCGGGAUUGAGCACAAGGCAGGUGUUGGGGAGGUGGGCUCCUUAACGGCUUGCAGUUGCCUCUGCUUGAUUUGGGAGGCCAGACACAGCAACUCAAAGCUCCCCCGAUAGGACUAACACUGUGUAUAUGUUUGAAAGUUAAGUUUAAGGCCCAGGGGCUGUUGGUUUUAAACAGAAUUCCUUCCUUCUUCUCAGGGGAACUAGGUUUCUUCAGAUGUUUGUUUAUGGGCCCGGGAGCACUGCUUCAAGUGACUGGGUUUUGGGGUUCUGUACAUGGCUGAGUCUAAAAACGCCAUACUGAAUAUCGUUCCAACAGAAAUGCUUAUGCAGUUGUACACCCACUGGCUGUCUUUGCUGCAGUUCCUGCUGUUCUUGGCUGCAGCCUCUGAAGCACUUUACUUGUGUUAGUCUAGCCUCUUGUCUACCUCCUUGUAUGGGUAGGGUGGUGAAUAUUUAUUCUCCCACCUCCUCGUGCUUCCUCCAUUAAUACCACUGAAUGGAAUGGUGCUGUGACUCCUGUCACUGGAGUUUCUUGCAAAUUCCUAGAAUGGCUUUGUGGGGACCAAGGCCUUCAUAAUAGCUCACAGCUACCCAUGAAAGCGAGGAGUUGGUCACAGCCAAAGGAAAGGCAGUCCCAAGGCUUUGUUUUGGAAAAGGCUGUCCUGGCCCGUCAUUGUCUCUUCUGUUUGUAAAACAGAGAUGUGACUACCUAUUCUGCAGGAGUAGAGCCAGCCAGCUCCUUUCCUUCCUGAAGCCUUUUCUUUUCCCUUAGUAACAGCUCCCUGCCCUCAGGGCUUCAGCUGCCACAGCGUCCCUCUGCUGUGUUGUGGGGAGGCCGUCUGUUCAGUCCAAUGGGGUGCAAGGGCUUUGUUUCUGCCUGGAGAGCGGGCUCUGGGGAUGUAGAUGAAGAACAACAUGUCUUUCUCAGACAAUGAGGCAUUCUGCCCUCCCGCUGCAGUAAUUCCUCUCCACUGAGAGCCAGAGCUGGGGAGAGAUGAGUGCCGCUGGCAUUCGGCAUUGCUCUGCACUUGAGUUUGUGUGUGGUUCUUCUCCUUCUCGCCCACUCCUCCCUCCUCUGGCCAUUCCACCCUGUCUGUGGGCACUUUCACUCCCAGCCUGUGCUGUGGGACUGUCAUGGCAUUUGGUCCAGAGUUGAGGGGGUUUGGCCUGAAAUAAAACUCUAGUAUUUAA
Erinaceus europaeus (western European hedgehog) is the source of this 2173-nucleotide messenger RNA. RefSeq names its product sorting nexin 11 (gene SNX11). Bases 132 to 926 code for a protein of 264 amino acids. The transcript is spliced from 7 exons. The record is from RefSeq and is a predicted model, not a curated record. Gene Ontology annotation, biological process: intracellular protein transport. NCBI's taxonomy places the organism in Eukaryota, Metazoa, Chordata, Mammalia, Eulipotyphla, Erinaceidae. Gene Ontology annotation, molecular function: phosphatidylinositol binding.